Messenger RNA from Tigriopus californicus, 1515 nucleotides. RefSeq lists its product as uncharacterized. The transcript has 3 exons. NCBI's taxonomy places the organism in Eukaryota, Metazoa, Arthropoda, Copepoda, Harpacticoida, Harpacticidae. The record is from RefSeq and is a predicted model, not a curated record. The coding region runs from base 281 to 685 and encodes 134 amino acids.
UACCACUACAUGGUCGUCGUCUUCUUCUUGUUCCACCACCACUUCUGCUAGUUCACAAGUACAAUUCUGGCGGGCGCUGAGGAGCUUGAGUUAGCUAGAAUUAUUGCAGACCUCCAAGUUGUCAGUUUGAAUAACAAGGUGUCUCUCUCGCAUCAUCCACAAGUGAAACAAUCAGAGCAAUUCUCUCUCACGGAUAAGGACCCAAAAAUUUGCAUUCCAGCACCCUCAGACUUCUUCUUGUCAAUACCCCCAACCCACACCCUACACAUAACCUUUCAAAAUGAAGUGGAUCUACGUCGUCGCUGCUUUUGCCCUUUUCGCCGUUGUGCGGUCGGACUCUGAAUUCGAAUCAGAUGAGGAAGGCGAAGCCAGGUUGGGAUUCGUCACCGUAACGGGCAACGGAGCCACCUCUGUGACCUUCAAUGCCACCUCCAUUCAAAAUGCCGUCAUUUUGGGUCUCUUCAUCCUCGUCCUCGGCGCUCUUGUUAUCCCUCUUUUGGGAGGUCUUGCCGGUGGAGAUGAUACCGGAUACGGUAGCGGUUAUGAGCAAACUGGAUACCAAACUGGCUACGAGCAACCCUCAUCUGGAUACAACACCUACUCCAAGAGGUCCAUUGAGGCUGUUGGCCCUGUUAUUGAGGCUCUGUCUAGCGCUUACCGCAAAUACGAGGAUGACGAACACUAAUUUCUUCGCGCUUCAACUUACUUCCAUUCUGUACAAUCACUGCCCCUAGAGGAAGUCAAAUCUCCUCUGAGGCCGUUCAAAGACUCUUUUCACCGCAACUGGAGAGGACCAAUCGCCAGCAAGAGUGAUUGGUAAAAUCCCUCUCCUUUCCUCAGCUCAAUCUGUAUUUCCCCCAACAAACUAAAUUGUACCAUCAAUGCCAUUCCUCUCGGCCUCCAAGCAAAAUUUAUCGGACUCUUAUCCUUCAACGCGCUUUGUUCCUUGCCCCGAGUUCGUUUUGCAUCAAAAUCAAAUGUCUUGGGGUCCAAGGCAAUGACCAGUUGGCAGUCUCUACCAUGUUCGAACUCCAACUCGCCAAACAAGGCCUUCAAAUUGUCAUCCCCGUUGAAGCCAUUCGUCUCAUGAAGAGGACUGGCUGGUUCCCCGGUCAGCUCCUCGCCUCACGUGACCCACUGCAAAUGAACAAUAGCGCUCGUUGUUGCGGCUUACCUCCCCCCAAAACUCUCCCACCCACUCACAUUCGGUCGCUCUCUUGGGAGGCCGUGGCCGACGAAAGUGGAACUCCCGUUGAAGCAAGAUGAAACCCUUCCUGUGAUGAUUGGCAAAGGUUUGGCAUCGAGGGCUUUUACUGGAGCGGACGCAACUGAAGACAACGAUGAAGAAUAAUUCUCCUCAACGUUUUCGAACCCUAGCCCCGCUUCCAUCCCCACCGAAGAGGACACCCUCGGUACCAAACUGAUACCAAUGAUUUUAUAAAGAAUAAUAAUUAUUGAUGACAAUUAAUUAUUGUUUGAAACUAUUGACUUGUUAUAUACUAGCUAUUGACACUA